This is a messenger RNA of Kockovaella imperatae, 3071 nucleotides long. Its product is annotated as armadillo-type protein. Gene Ontology annotation, cellular component: cytoplasm; nucleus. The record is from RefSeq and is a predicted model, not a curated record. Bases 285 to 2981 code for a protein of 898 amino acids. Gene Ontology annotation, molecular function: nuclear import signal receptor activity. Gene Ontology annotation, biological process: protein import into nucleus. Lineage: Eukaryota; Fungi; Basidiomycota; Tremellomycetes; Tremellales; Cuniculitremaceae. The transcript has 19 exons.
CAGUCGAGUCACAGAGACAGUCUUGUGCGAUAGCUGUACUGUACUUCGGCAUACUCGGCGAUUCUUUGGAAUCUUCGGAUCCGGGAUAGCCUCGCUUUCCACGGGGAAGUCGAUAUGCAAACGCCUAGCUGAUCGUUUACUUUCUUUCUUUGAAUGAGGUGGAGGGUCGACGUAUGGUAGAGAAUAGAACGGAGACUUGAUUCGUCAGAGUGUGCGAAGAUCUCUGGUGUAAUCUUCCCUGCAAAGUCCUUCUUGCUUUGUUGCGAGCGCGAACUCUCUCCAGCAUGUCUACGGAACAUCUCCUGGGCGAUAUUGGACAAGUCCUCUUGGCCCUUAUGGGCGUAGAGGAUCAGCCACGGCAAGAGGCAGAGACUCACCUGCGUCGUCUGACUGUCGAGGGGCCCGGAGAUGUCCUACUUGUCCUGGCCCAGAUUGGUUCCUUGGGAGUCGGAGGCUUCCAAUUGGACGAGCGCCUGCUCAGCUGUAUCCUUCUCUGCCGUAUGGCAUUCACCAACCUUCCUGGUUUAUUCCUGAACGACCAUCAUCAGAAUGUCUGCUCACCCUUCGAUACCAUUGCAGAGAGAACCAAAACGAGGAUUGAGAAUGUCUUAUGUGCGGGUCUUCGAGACGAAAUGAACGUUAGGAUGCGUAAAGGCUUGGGAAACUGUACUGGCAAAUGGGCAGCAGAGAGCUCUCUCCGACAGCGACCCUGUAUGACUAUCCCGCCAGUCAUUCUAGAGCUUACCACUUCCCCUCAUCCAUUUCAUCGAUUCACCCCUUUUCAACUGCUACAUUCCACUCCCACUUUACUGGUCGACUCCGUUUCCGACCCUUUGCCCAUUGAACAGGUCGGAGGUCUGCUUGUUGGAGGAUUGAAUGAUUCAAGUGUAGACGUACGCGUCGAAGCUCUCAAAGCUAUGUGCAGUUUGCUCAAAGAGGCAGUGACGGGUAAAGAAAGGGAGAUUAUAGGGUCGACAUUGGUUGGUCAAGCCUUCGAAGCUCUUCCCAAACUGCCCACCGAGCUGCUAUCCCACGCGCUGCUUCCUCUCGUGGACCUCUCGUGCCACUACCCUAAUCUGUUCAUCCCUUCCUUCCCUACUAUUCUGCCAUACCUCCUUUCGCUUAUGGCUCCUCCGUCAUCUGCCUUACCCAAUCACCCAUUCUUCCACUGCCAACCAGCGCAAAUGUCCUACGAUCAGUGGGAGGAGAUUGCCAACCCUGCCACGGAGAUCCUCUUGUCCCUCUGCGAGUUCCGGAAAGCCCAAGUAUUAGCCUGGGAGAAUGGACGCGCAGCAAGAGAGAUGGUCGGAUUAUUAAUGGCGAGAUUGGUCGUUGGGUUGAGUGAUCAAGGAGAGGAUUGCUUGGAUUGGUUAGAGGAGACUGAUCUUGACGAGGAGGACGAAUCCUACCCUGCUUAUCCUGAGGAGUGUCUGGACCGCCUGGCAGAGACAAUAGAUGGCACAUGUCUUCUUCCAGCCGUCUCAGAUCAAGUCCAGCCUUUGGUCAGACAUGGCGACUGGCGUUGUCGCUACACAGCUUGUGUGACGAUCGCAAGUGUGGCCGAGGGCUGUAUAGAGGAAAUCCGGCCACGGCUCCCUGAUGUCUUGAGCUUGAUCUCACCCCUUGCUAAGGACUCGCAUCCUCGCGUGAGGUACGGUUUCCUCCAAUGUCUCGGUCAGCUGUGCAGUGAUCUCGAGGGCCUCGUUCAAGCUGCUUAUCCUAAAGCCGUCCUGGACAUCUGUCUCGAAUUACUCAAAGAUCCAAUGCAUAGAGUUCAGACGCAUGCCGCCGCCUGUCUCUGCAAUUUCAUCGACCAGGCUGAUCUCGAGGUGUUUGUUCCUCACCUCGAUCGAAUCAUGGGUGUUCUGUUACCGAAUCUCAAUAUAGGGCCACCUUAUGUCGGAGAGCAGAUCUUGAAAACCAUAGCCAUUAUCUCGUCCAUUACAAAGGAGGCUUUCGCGAACUGGUAUCGCGGUGUGAUGGACAUCCUGCUUGAUCUUCUCUCCGCGGAUCUCGGGGACAACCUGCGCAAAACCCAAGCCAAGGCGGUGGAAUGCGCGUCUUCGAUUGGGCUCGCCGCUGGGAAGACAGUGUUCGCUGCAGACGCUGUCCGUCUCGCUGAAAUCAUGAUCAGCAUCCAGAAUGAUUGCAAGGAGCCGGAUGAUCCUAGAUCCGGUUAUCUGAUGGAAGGCUGGGCCAAUCUCGCUCGUGCCCUGGGCAAGGACUUUGCUCCUUUCUUGCCGCAUGUCAUCCCGCCUCUACUCAAGGCUGCUCAGUACAAACCUGUAAAUCGAGAACAGAAAUUGUCCCUCAUGUCGGAGGAUGAUGGUGACGAUGCGAUGCUGAGCUCGACGCAUCACUCUGAACUCGAUGAGAAGAUUCUAGCCUUUGACAACCUGACGGUCUACGCACAUACCAUGCGAGGUCAUUUCGAGCCUUGGUUGUCAUCUUGUAUGGCAACGACACUGGAAGCAUUGUCAUUUGGGUUCUCGGAAGAUGUGAGAGAGGCGGCGGCAUUCCUCGUCCCAGCUCUCCUACAAGUUGCCAAGGAUGCCCGUUCAUGGCAAGAGCAGCCUUAUCACCUCGAGCAUGUCUUCAAGACUGUCAUCAACGCCAUGUCAAAAGAGGUUGAUUUUGGUUAUUUGGCAUUACUCUACAAGUCAUUCACCGACUCUUUACACGUCAUUGCCACUCCCCUACCGCCGACCCUUCUCAAUCAUCUCCUGCGCGAAACUUCUGCUCAUUUGACUGACUUGCAUGGGCGGCGAGAGGACCGGCAAGUCUUGGAAACGCAGAUGGAUGAAGGGGACCGCGAGCUGUUCCUCGAAGAACAGGUCGACGAAGACGGGUGUCUUGAUCAUAUGGCAAAAUGUUUGGAUAUGGUUAUUCAGAUCGGAGGAUUAGAGCGAGGAGAUCAGCAUCGGAUAGGGGAGAUCAUGAGGUCAUGUGGGCAGGUCAGAGAUGAGGGGCUCAAAGGAUGAACGGUGAAGAUGGGCAUACAGCAUGGGGUUGGCACAUAAGUAGAGCAUUUUCGGGCUUACAUACGCAUCAUCUGAUAGACUAGCCGUGGG